UAAAUGUCUGAAGGAUUCUGCAGAGUACAAACAGUUAGGCUUGCUCUGAUGCAUUGGCAUACACACAGUGUUCUUUGUAAAAGCUGCUAUAAAAGGCCGGCAAAGUUCUACAAAUUGUAAAGUUCAUACAAAGUUUCAUAGUAUUCCCAUAAUGGAAGAGGAUCACAAAAAUUUUGAUCUAAACGAUAACUGGCCAACCUCAACUUUUGAUAAGAAACCAAUUUGCAGAGAUUUUCUGAGAAACAUGUGUCAUCGUGGCAGACGUUGCAAAUUUAAACACCCAUCCACUGCUGAGUUGGAGCAAACUGUUGAUGUAUCUGGUGCUGAUAUUGUUUAUGAGUUUUGCCAUGACUUCCAAAACAGUGAGUGCCAAAGAACAAACUGCAGAUUUAUUCAUUGCACUCAAGAGGAGGAGGAAGCUUACAUGAAAUCCAAGAUGCUUCCUUUGCGUCUUAAAUACCAGUAUGACUAUGGCAUUGGUGAUUACCACAUUGGACAGGAGAAACAAAGACUGGAAAAGAUGACUGGAUCUGCAGAGGUGGCAGGACGACCAGUGUGUCGUGACUUCCUCAACCAAGAAUGCCAUAGAGGCAAGAAGUGCAGGUUUUUGCAUCUUGAUCCCAAGAAAGGAAAUGAUGCAGAAGCAAAUUUAAAAAGACCUCGAAUGCUGGUAGAAGAUUGUGAACAAUAUACUGAGACAUGUAAUGAGUACAUGGUGGUUGGAACACAACCAGAACUUCCAGGUCGGCAAGAGAGAAUGCCUGUUCAUAAUGAAUUCAUGGGACGAAACAGUCAGGUUGUUCAUCAACAUCUUGAAGAAGAAAAUCAUAAUUUGAAGAAACGAGUUCAAGAGUUGGAAAAGCAAGUAUCAGAUCUAUCAGCAACAAAUGAAGUUUUGUUAGAACAAAAUGCACAGUUCAGGUUGCAGAAAAGAGGAAUUACAAGCUACAGAAUGUCAUCUGAAAGUAUGCCAACCUCCUUCACUCCUUCCAUUGGUCUUACCUCCCCUGGUACGGUGGUUGUCACCAACGCAGCAAGACCUGUCCCUGUGCAACUCAAUGUUCAAGGCCAAGAAAUUAUCACUGCCGCUGGGCAAGCACCUCAACAUGCAGUGGUUGCGGGGCCAGGUAGAAUACAACAGGCAUCAGUUUCUGUUCCUCACACAACAGAUAUUGCUGCUCAAGUCAUUGCUGCAAAUAUUGCAGCAAACACAGGAGGUGCUGUGGAAACAAUACCUGGCACCAACCAAAUUGUAUCGGCUCUCUCUGGACCAAUACCACAACAAAAUGGCAUGAUUGCCCAGCAGAAUAUGAACCAAAUGACACACCCACCUGUGGCAUCAUUUUCUGCACCAGUUCAAACUCACAACCAAAUGGCAUCCCAGCAGCCAAUGGUAACAUUUUCACAACCCAUGCCAAGCCACAACCAAAUGACACAGCAUCCUAUGGUGACGUUUUCAGGCAACAUGCCCAAUCACAACCAAAUGGCUCAGCAAACAAUUGUGACUUUUUCUGGAAAUAUGCCAAGUCACAAUCAAUUAACUCAACAACCUGUCAGCUUUGCAGGCACCAUAAUGGCCGCUGCCCUGGGUGGUGGUAGGUGUGCCAUACAAGGCCCUAACAACCCUAUAGCUGCUAGUUUGACUGGUGCUGUGCAUCAACAACCCUCUGUAGGGUCCAUGGGGCCAGCUGUACCUCUACCCCAACCAGCAUUGGUUUAUACAGUUACCAGAUCAACUGACAAUGUGCCUGUAGUGAGCACGCUUGUAUCUGCAACUGGCCAUGAGAUGGCAAUUGUGGCAGAAGCCCAACAAAAUCCAAGCAGUAGCAUGGCUGCAUCCUUACGGGCUGUUGGACAUGCUGGUCAAGCAUUUAGUAAUAUUACACCUGGGUCUCAGCCAAUUGCACAAGUGUCUUCCCACCAAAAUUCAGUUUUACAAUGUACAGUUAUGACGUCAGGCAUUGGUGGAGUGAAUACUUCGAUGCCGCCUCCAGUAGUUACCAUGGGAAGAUCAGUGGUGCAAAACAAUCUGGCACAAACUGCUCGUAAUGUACAACGUGGUGUUGGACCUGGUACAACGCAGAUAAAUGAACAAGGAAUGCUUAGUUACCCCAUAGCUGCUGUGCAGCAGGGUAAAAUGCACACCAGCAGCAAUUUCAUGCACAGAGUUGUUGACACGGAAUGAAAAUGAUUAACUUUUUCUCAUUUUUGUUUUCAUGGGAGUUGUUCAGCCAGAAUAAAGAAGCCUUUUGCUCUUUCAAAGACCUGUUUACUUUGUAAACUUUUAAUAUUCUUCCUUUUCUCGUUCAUCUUUAUAAUAUCUUGAAUAAGGGUAUGUCCCCAACAGCAUAACAGUAAGAUCAUUUUAUUGCAGAGUUACACUUUUUCUAUUUGCCUCGAUCCGGUAGUACUCUUCUAAUAAUGAUUUGUUCAAAUUUUAUUCUUUCUUGUAAAUUUUUUUAAUGAAUGAUGUAGGUGUUGCCCUGUCUUGUCUGUUAUUGUGCAUGUGUUGUCUGUUGUAUGCAUUGGUAAAAUAUCGUGAAACCUGGUACCAACAUUCUUAUAUAUACCAACUUUAUUACUUUCUUUAUAACUGUUUUUCCGUAUUUAAGCCCAUUUGCUGUUUAAUCGAACAUCGCUUUCAAACUUAGGUGGGAGCAGAAGCUUUGUGUGCACAUACCUGACAGACAGGUAAGAAAUAUGCUAUUUGCAAAUACUUCGACUAGAGUAAAUAAAAACAAAAUUUGUUAAACCGGCAGAACAUAGUUUUUUGGUUAAAAGUGCACUCUGGUUAGAAUUUUGUUUUGAUUUGAAAAGUUGUUGACGUAACCCACUUUGUUUAUUGUGUGUGUUGAGUGAAUGUAACUUGCUGUAUCCGCUCUUUACCGAAUAGAACAAUUCAUUGUCAUGCAAA
Molecule: messenger RNA, 2914 nt
Organism: Ciona intestinalis (vase tunicate)
Lineage: Eukaryota; Metazoa; Chordata; Ascidiacea; Phlebobranchia; Cionidae
Source: RefSeq, a predicted model, not a curated record